AUGGAAUCAGCAUCUUCGGACACAUUCACUGUACAGAUACGCUCACCUUCACUCAACGAGACUUUGACUAUCAAUACAAACAAGGAUGCUUCCAUUCGAGAAUUGAAGCGUCUCGUUCACGGCAUCCAUCCGAGGAACCCACAUGCCAACGAUCAGCGUAUUAUCUUUGGAGGACGAGUGCUUGACGAUAAUGAAAUCCUGGGCAAAAUCCUGGAACGGGCUGAUUCAUCCAAUAUCCCAACGCUGCAUUUGGUCGUCAAACCAUCACUUACACGCAACUAUGCAAGUGGCUCUUCAUCAUCGAUAACCAACAACAUGGCAUCAUCCUCGCAACAAACAUCAACAUCUCAACCACAGCAGCAGCAGCCACCAACUACACCCUUCUUCCCUACAUCACAACCACCACCACAGCAACAACAAGGACCACCACAACCACAAGCUGUUCCAGGAUACCCGCCAUUAUUGCCAGGAGGAUAUCAAGUGGUGGCACUCAAUGGUCAAUACUAUCUUGCACCUGUGCUUGUGCCUACGAUCAAUCCUCCAAUGCAAUCGCAACACGUAUACAACCAGGGAAUACCAGCCCAAGGAAAUAAUCUUCCCGCCAAUGGUGGUCAUCAACAACAGCAACAGCAACAGCAACCUGUUAGACCACGUGGCAACAAUGCACAACAACGAGCAGCAUCCGUAUGGCUUGCAUUGAAAUUGAUAUUCAUUUUGUUUAUUUUAUGUCAAGACGCCAGCAUUGAAAGGAUCAUAUUUUUUCAUGCCAUUGCAUUUGUUUUUUUCCUAUACCAAACCGGCCGAUUGCGAUUCGUUAUUCGCCAGGUGCGUCCUGAAGACUUGCAUCGGAAUAUAGGCGGUGAUGGUGGUCAUCAUCAUCAUCAUCAUCAUCCACAACAACAGGCUGCUCCUGCUCCUCCUCAACAACCACAACCACAACAACCACAACAACCCGUAACCCCACCAGCAGAAGCGAGAGGUGACAAUGGACAAGAUGCAGUAGCUGCCAAUUUAGGUAAUGCCAAUGAAGAAGGGAUGCGACAACGACGUCCACAACAUACCCAACAACGACCAGCCACAUCGGAUGAACAACAGCCACAACAACCUGCCACAUUGCUCGCCACAUUGAAACGUGGUGCAUACACAUUCGUUGCUUCUUUAUGGCCCAACUAUGGACAUGACGCUCGCAUUGCACAAGCAUUGGAUAAUGGUCAACAGGAAGCUUGGGAAGGCUUUUAA
This is a messenger RNA of Lichtheimia ornata, 1239 nucleotides long. RefSeq lists its product as uncharacterized. The record is from RefSeq and is a predicted model, not a curated record. Lineage: Eukaryota; Fungi; Mucoromycota; Mucoromycetes; Mucorales; Lichtheimiaceae. Gene Ontology annotation, biological process: endoplasmic reticulum unfolded protein response. Bases 1 to 1239 code for a protein of 412 amino acids. Gene Ontology annotation, molecular function: protein binding. The transcript is spliced from 5 exons.